This is a messenger RNA of Emiliania huxleyi CCMP1516, 320 nucleotides long. RefSeq lists its product as hypothetical. The record is from RefSeq and is a predicted model, not a curated record. The transcript has 3 exons. Lineage: Eukaryota; Haptophyta; Isochrysidales; Noelaerhabdaceae. Bases 47 to 259 code for a protein of 70 amino acids.
AUGUGCCUCCGCUCCAGGCGGGCCUAUCCGCCGUGCCACUCCAUGCAUGAUCAUCGCUGGGGGCAGCGGUGCUCGUGCGACUGCGGAUUCGGCCUCACCUCACGCCCUCUGGCCUGCAGCUGCACGUUGCCGGGCGCCAUGCCUCCGUCGAAUGGAGGCCCGACUCCAGGCUCUGAGCACGUCUAAUCCUUACGAUCCAUGUGCCCUGCACAUGGGAGGCUAUCGUAGCUACGAGACUGGCGCCAUAGACCUCGUGUGACAUUGUGGGCGCCCUGCAGGGGUCGAAACCGCCGUAAUCGGCGAAGGUAAGGUAAGGUAAA